Molecule: messenger RNA, 1968 nt
Organism: Durusdinium trenchii
Lineage: Eukaryota; Dinophyceae; Suessiales; Symbiodiniaceae
Source: the annotation of a GenBank genome assembly
AUGUGGCUAUGGACGGAACGAGAUUUGGCGCUGUACGCGGUGGUGGGACUUUUCCUUCUGGAGGUCUAUGUUGGCACACAGUAUUUUGCCUGGUCGCCAGUUUGCCUCCUCUAUCCCAUCCUUUCAAGCUCUUCAGGCUCCCGCAAGGCGCAAGAGCUCCAAGACGAGCUGGUGAUGAUCUUCGCGCCGGAGUAUCGCUUCUGGCGUCGUGUAAAUAUUCCCGUGUCCAUCCAGGUUUUGGUGUGCCACAACAUGUCGAUUUAUCUUCUGAUCGUCCUGGCCUUUUCGCCGGGCGGAAGGGAUUUGUACGUGGGGAAGGUUCCGUGUUGGCAAACCUAUGUUUGGGCCUUACUGCUCUUGGUCUUUUCAAUCCUGGGCAUGAUUGGCACCAACUUGGUUUGGGCGUGUGGAUCGAUCCGAAUGAGUUUGAAGCGGAAGGUCUUCUUGAUGAUUUGCCAAUCCAUUGCGAAUCAGGGGUCGAUCUUUCGCUGGAGCCGCGAUCAACGAUGUCAUUUGAAAAACAAAGGUACAGAUGCCGAUCCCUAUGACCCCAAUCGUGGCUUUCUUUAUCGAUACAUUGGCUGGUUCUUGAUGCACAAGACGCCCAAGAUGAUCGAGGCCACACGCUCGGUGGAUGUCUCGGAUCUCCUUUCAGAUCAGGUGGUCAUGUUCCAAGCAGAUGUUGAUUCCUGGUGGAACCUCUCCCUGGGUCACGCCAUCCCUGCUUUCGUCACCUUGCUGUGGGGCGAGGAGCUCUUCCUCGGCUGGAUCAUUGCCGGAUGCUUCAGGUCAGUAUUGGCUUUACAUAUCAACCUGACCUUGCUUCGGCUCCAAAACUUAUGGGCCCCACAGACCGUGACCUUCACGGGCGCAGACUCCUCGGAGGAAGAGGAGGCUCAGGAGGGCCGCAGCAGUGCACGCCAGGGCGCACAGGCGGAGCAGAGCCGCCGCCAGGGCGCCGCGCACCAGCCGGCGAUCUUGCGCUCGGCUUCCAUUGCCGAUGCCCAAAAGCUCAUAGAAGAGUCCAAGGACGUUUAUCCCAACAUCGGGCGUGGCGUGGGGGAUGGACAUGAGGGUCCGGUUCCCCUCCCGGACAGCUCGGGCAGCGCCGAUGAUGGCGGGGGAGUCUUCGUGAAGUACAAGGUGAAUGAGACCAGCGGAGGUGACUCCUCGGUGGAGGUGCGGCUGGAGCCGCUGUGGCGCCGCAGCACACUGGUGGAUUUAGCGAAGGAUGCCGUCGCUGACAUCCUGCAGGUGCCUGCGGUCAACGUGAAGCCCGACCGGCCCCUGAUGGAUUUGGGUUUCGACUCAGCUGGCGCCCUCCGGUUGCGGAACAAGCUCGCCAGGCGCUUGAAAAUUGAGCUUCCUCCCACGCUGCUCUUCGAUCAUCCCACCAUCAAUGACAUGGUGGAUAACGGCCUGGCUCUCCUCUCCAAGCGCCCGAUGACCCCCGUGGGCGACAACCUUCCCAUCACGGGCGCGGCCCAUCCUGCGCCGGCAGCACAGCACGUGAUGGUUUCAACAUCCUGUCACUUGCCUGGUGGUGCAGAUAGCUUGAAAGGCUAUUGGUCCUUGCUGGCGGAGAAGCGCGAUGCAGUGGUGGAAGUGCCCUUGGCUCGCUGGGAUCAUGAGCUUUACUAUUCUAAAGAGCCUCAGAAGGGCAAGACCUAUGCUCGGCACGGCGGCUUCGUGGAGGGCACCGACCUCUUCGACGUGAGCUACUUCAACUUGGGCACUGCCGAGGCCAAAACCACAGAUCCGCAGCAGCGGAUGCUGCUCACCGCUGCCUAUGAUGCUCUGCAUGGGGAUGGGUAUGACAAAGCACUGCUGCAGAACAACCCUUUGGGCGUCUUCACUGCUUUGAGCAACCUGGACUGGUACCAGCUGGUGGUGCCUGACGCUGGCGUCUACACGGGCCCCGGGGUCUCCAGUGCAAUCGCCGCCAACCGCAUCAGCUGCGCGGCGUGA